Molecule: messenger RNA, 627 nt
Organism: Cylindrotheca closterium
Lineage: Eukaryota; Bacillariophyta; Bacillariophyceae; Bacillariales; Bacillariaceae
Source: the annotation of a GenBank genome assembly
AUGAAUGCUCCCUUUUAUCAAAUGUUUAUGGGUGAUAAAGCGGAACAAAACUCUCUUGCUCUAUUGGAAGGCCGCCUCCCUCUGCCGGAUGGGAUUGACGAGCCGACUAGGUGUUUCCUUUCCCAGUGUGGGUUCCACCAAGGUCACUCCAUGACACCCUUGGAGGUCUCUACUGAGGAUCACAUCUACUUCUGGUCACGUAAUCCAGAAAAUAAGGGCUCGGAACCUCAUGGCUUGCAUAAUGGCCACUUCAAAGCAUGGACUUUCUCCGCGAUGGUGGCCCAAUGUGAUGCUUUAGUGCGCCAUAUUCCUCUCACUACCGGGUUCGUUCCGGCGAAUUGGCGACACCUCAUGAACUUUGCGAUUGAAAAGAAGCCGGGGGAGUUUCGCUUGAAGAAGAUGCGUACAAUCCAGCUGAUGAACUCCGAAUCUCAGGCCAAUUACAAGAAGAUCGGCCAACUAGCCGUGUCCUAUGGUGAAGAACACCAUCUUCUUGCUGACGGUCAGUGCAGGUCGCGUAAGCACCAUCAAGCAAUUGAUCUGGCCCUAUCUAAGCGGCUGGUAUGGGACCUGUUGAUUCUCCAGCGCCGGGCUGCAGGAUGGAUCUUGAAUGAUGCUACAUCAUGA